AAGAAACUGACUUGUUGUUUCUCUUUCUGUAAUAUUGACUCUGUGCUCAUUUUCUUGGCAAGAUCAAAAACGAAUCAGCAUUCAGCGAAGAAUGAAGAAAAGUACUUUCAGGGUGGAUUUUUGAGAAGUUUGUUUCUGAACAGACAGCAGAUCUUUAUAAUUCUCAUGAUUAUUCAUUUUUUAAACCAUUAAUCAGAAAGUGAAAGUAAAGUUUAGAUUGCUGGAGCUCAAACAGCAAAAAUGGAUUCACUCUCUGUGAAAGAACUUUCUUGUCCUGUGUGCUGUAAAAUAUUUAAGGCUCCUGUUGUUUUAUCAUGUAGUCACAGUUUCUGUAAAGAGUGUCUUCAACAGUUCUGGAGAAUCAAGGGAACUCAGGAGUGUCCUGUCUGCAGGAGAAGAUCCUCAAGAGAUGAUCCUCCAUGUAAUCUAGUGUUAAAAAACUUGUGUGAGUCAUUCCAGAAAGAGAGAAAAGAGAGGCAUUCAUCGGAGUCUGAGGAUCUCUGCAGUUUACACAGUGAGAAACUCAAACUCUUCUGUCUGGAGGACAAACAGCCGGUGUGUUUAGUGUGCAGAGAUUCACAACAACACGACAAUCACACAUUCAGACCCAUCGGUGAAGUUGUUCCAACGUACAGGGAGAAUCUCAGUACAGCACUAAAUUCCUUACAAGGCAAAGUUAAAGACAAAAAAAAUAUUGUAAGAGAGUUUGAGAAAACAGUUAAACACAUUAAGUAUCAAGCUGAUCAAACAGAGCAUCAGAUUAAACAGCAAUUUGAGAAGCUUCAUCAGUUUCUCAGAGAUGAAGAAGAAGCUACAAUCACUGCACUGAGGGAGGAAGAGGAGCAGAAGAAGAUGAUGAUGAAGGAGAAGCUGGAGAAGAUCAACACACACAUCUCAGCUCUUUCACACACAAUCAAAGACACGGAGGAGAUGAUGAAAGACAGUGACGUCUGCUUUCUGAAGAAGUUUCCAGACUCAAUGGAAAGAGUCCAGAUCUCAUCACAGCCGGAUCCACAGACUCCUUCUGGAGCUCUGAUUCAUGUGCCGCGUUACUUGGGCAACCUGCCCUUCAGAGUCUGGAAGAAGAUGCAGGACAUCGUCCAGAACACUCCUGUAAUUCUGGAUCCAAACACGGCUCAUCCAGAUCUCAUCCUGUCUGAAGAUCUGACCAGUCUGAGAUGGAGUGAGUACACUCAACCACUUCCUGAUAAUCCAGAGAGAUUUGACGUCUAUCGCUGUGUUCUGGGUUCAGAGGGUUUUAACUCAGGAACACAUUGCUGGGAUGUGGAGGUUAAAGAAAGUCGAUGCUGGGGUUUGGGAGUAGCUACAGCAUCAAACCAGAGGAAAGGAGAGGAUUUCUUUAACACUGACGUCUGCUGUGUGCAGUACAGACUGUAUAAAUGGUCUGGUUUUCCAGUCAAACAGAAGCUUGAGUGUGUGAGAGUUCGUCUGGACUAUGACAGAGGAACAGUGUUAUUCUCUGAUCCUGUAACUAACACACAUCUACACACAUUCACAACCACCUUCACUGACACUCUCUUCCCAUUCUUUCAUAGUUAUUCUCAUAUAAGGAUCUUACCGUUCAAUAGUUAAUAGUCUAAAUGUUAGACCUGUAGGUCUGGAUCUUCCUGCUUUCAUCAUGUUUCCAAUAUUUAAUCCAUAUCACAUGAGUAGAGUGCUUUUGAUCUGAAUAUCUGUACAGCUGUGUUUGGGCUGCAGCUGAUCACAUGACUGAUAUCAGCUCUACAGACACACUGACAAAUUGCUUUCAUACAACGGAUCAGACACCUAUGUUUAAAUAUGUUAUUUUUGUUUCAAAUUAAGGCAAAGUGGGAUUAAGCAUUGAAAAUUUGAAAAAAAAAAAAAAAUCGAAUUAUUUUGAUUAUUAUAUGCAUUGCAGUUGUUUGGUUAAUAUUUUUUUUAGUAUGCUGCUAAGUGAAGUUUAGGUGAGUGACAUUUCUGCUAUUUUAACGUUUGUUUCAAAUGUCCUUUGUUUCUGAUGGGACUGAAUAUGAAUAUGAUUCAUUGGGGUGCAAAACGGUUUUAACGCAUGUUUUGUACUUUAGUAGUCAAUUGUUCUGUGAAGCUUCAAAUGCACCAACAAACAUGGCACAAUAAAUAAAUGGAAAUAAAGUGUCUUGAGUUUUUAUAAUCAAUGCUUGUGUUCUUCAAUGUGCUUUUGAAUGCAUUUUGUCUGACCUGCUGCACAACAGAAUGUACCAAAAGAAGAUCAGAAACUGAUCCACCCUUUUAAAACACUCUUCUGUCUGGAGGACAGUUUAGAAGAAUCAGAAUCAGAAUAAGAAAGAGCUUUAUUGCCAAGUAUGCUUGCAC
Molecule: messenger RNA, 2334 nt
Organism: Cyprinus carpio (common carp)
Lineage: Eukaryota; Metazoa; Chordata; Actinopteri; Cypriniformes; Cyprinidae
Product: nuclear factor 7, brain-like
Exons: 6
Coding region: 241-1593 (450 amino acids)
Molecular function (GO): zinc ion binding; protein binding
Source: RefSeq, a predicted model, not a curated record